Molecule: messenger RNA, 1530 nt
Organism: Trichoderma harzianum CBS 226.95
Lineage: Eukaryota; Fungi; Ascomycota; Sordariomycetes; Hypocreales; Hypocreaceae
Exons: 2
Coding region: 1-1530 (509 amino acids)
Biological process (GO): ergosterol biosynthetic process
Molecular function (GO): monooxygenase activity; iron ion binding; oxidoreductase activity, acting on paired donors, with incorporation or reduction of molecular oxygen
Source: RefSeq, a predicted model, not a curated record
AUGGACGGGCCGCUAAGCUUCAUAGUCUUGAUCUUUGGGGCUUUCGGGGUUCUCGUCGCCAUCAACCUCCUCCGUCAGGCACUUCCACAAAACAGAAAAGAACCGCCUACUGUAUUCCACAUUGUCCCUCUUCUCGGAAAUGCGGUGUCGUACGGGAUGGAUCCGCCCGCCUUUUUUGCUAGGUGCCGAGCCAAGUACGGGGAUGUCUUUACAUUUAUCCUUCUCGGCAAAAAGAUCACAUGUUAUUUCGGUAUUGACGGAAACGAUUUUAUUCUCAACGGCAAACAGGAGGAUCUCAAUGCCGAGGAAAUCUAUUCCCCGUUGACAACGCCAGUUUUCGGCUCCGACGUCGUAUACGAUUGCCCAAAUUCGAAACUCAUGGAGCAAAAAAAGUUUGUCAAAUUCGGCUUGACGCAAAGAGCCCUUGAGUGUCACGUUCCGCUUAUUGAGCAAGAGGUGGUUAACUAUAUUGGAACCGAGCCGUCAUUUCAGGGACAGUCUGGUACUAUCGAUGUCUCUAAAUGUUUGGCAGAAAUCACGAUUUUCACUGCGUCUCGAGCUCUCCAAGGACAGGAAGUCCGUGACAAGUUGACUGCCGAAUUUGCUACAUUAUACCAUGACCUUGAUAUGGGGUUCCAGCCAAUCAACUUCUUAAUGCCAUGGGCGCCACUUCCACAGAAUCGCAAGAGGGACGCCGCACAUGCCACGAUGAGGGCCAUAUACAUGGAUAUCAUAGAGAGUCGCCGAAGAAGCGGAUUAAAAGAGGGAUCCGACAUGAUAUGGAACCUGAUGAACUGUACUUACAAGAAUGGCACACCAGUUCCCGACAAGGAAAUAGCACAUAUGAUGAUCACACUGCUGAUGGCUGGGCAGCAUACCUCAUCUUCGGCUAGCUCGUGGACAAUUCUCAGGCUGGCGUCACGCCCAGAUAUAGCGGAGCAACUAUAUGAAGAGCAAUUGUCAAACCUCGGCCGCGGUGGGAGGCUCGCGCCGCUCCAGUACUCUGAUCUAAAUGAGCUGCCACUGCUGCGCAACGUGGUCAGGGAAACAUUGCGAGUCCACUCGUCAAUUCACUCUGACAUGCGAAAAGUCAAGCGGCCGAUCGAAGUUCCCGGAACCGGCUAUGUCAUUACACCAGACAAAGUCCUUCUCGCAUCACCCCUGGUAACCGCACUGAGCGACGAAUUCUUCCCCAAUGCUACAGAGUGGGACCCUCAUCGAUGGGAACAUCGAGAAAUGGACGAGAAUGCCAAGACUGAUAUGGAAGAGCCGUUUAUAUCCAGAGGAACCAGGAGCCCAUAUUUACCAUUCGGCGCUGGUCGACACCGGUGCAUUGGUGAGAAGUUUGCAUAUGUGAACCUCAGCGUCAUCGUAGCCACCAUGGUGCGUUCCUUUCGAUUCUACUUGUCGGACGAAGGCAAGGCUGUUCCCAAGACGGACUAUUCAUCUUUGUUCUCUCGACCAAUGCAGCCAGCUUUAGUUUGCUGGGAACGCCGACGUCAAGUAGUGGAUGGAUGGCCUUCGUUGUAA